Molecule: messenger RNA, 342 nt
Organism: Lactuca virosa
Lineage: Eukaryota; Viridiplantae; Streptophyta; Magnoliopsida; Asterales; Asteraceae
Source: the annotation of a GenBank genome assembly
AUGCCGAUACAUAGGAUCAAAGUGGGCGGUAUAGGAUCGAAGUCACGACUGUUGCUCCAUUCACGUAUUAUUGGGCAAUUUUGGCACUAUCCACUUCCAAUUCAAGACAUGGCAGGGCGAAACAGACACACAUGGACUACUAAAGAGGAUGCAAAUCAUAAAGAUGCUCUAGGUUUUCACGAUAAACCAUUUCCCCAAUUUGAUAACCUAUGUAAAAUCUUCGGGAAGGAUAGAGCUACUGGUCAUGGAGCUACUGAUCUUGGUGAAGUUGUGACUGAAGAGACACAAAGAAACUCACCUGUUGAUGUGGAAGUGUUGGAAGAGAUUGUUAAAGAGACGUAA